Molecule: messenger RNA, 3971 nt
Organism: Nicrophorus vespilloides
Lineage: Eukaryota; Metazoa; Arthropoda; Insecta; Coleoptera; Silphidae
Product: protein transport protein Sec31A
Exons: 15
Coding region: 169-3897 (1242 amino acids)
Biological process (GO): COPII-coated vesicle cargo loading; endoplasmic reticulum to Golgi vesicle-mediated transport; endoplasmic reticulum organization
Cellular component (GO): COPII vesicle coat; endoplasmic reticulum exit site
Molecular function (GO): structural molecule activity; protein binding
Source: RefSeq, a predicted model, not a curated record
AAGUGUGUAUGUAUUUACGUAUACGUCAAAUUAUCAAUCAAGUUUAGCCACGUUGGAAGCAAUACCCAGUGUCGAUUUGUCAAAGUUGCGGCACAAAAAUUAAAGUGUUUUGCGAGGAAAUACUCUGUAAAUGUAUUAAACAAUUGUACUUAUAAGGAAAUAUUGAAAAUGAAGGUUAAAGACUUGGAGAGAACAGCUAACAUAGCAUGGUCCCCAGCAAAUCAGGAUUCCAUCUAUUUGGCUGCAGGAACUGCAGCAAAUCAGCUGGAUGCAACAUUCAACACAAAUGCUUCAUUGGAGAUAUUCUCCCUCAACCUGUCAGAACCUGGCAUGGAAAUGGAUCUUAAGGUGUCCAUUCCCACUGAGCAGAGGUUCCAUAAACUGGUUUGGGGACCUUAUGGUGGUGAUGGCAAGGGUUGUAUUGUUGGUGGAUGUGAUGGUGGUCUUAUGCAGAUCUACAACGUGGACAGUAUAUUUAAAAAUGAAAGCGCUUUAAUAUCCACUCACAAUAAGCAUUCUGGGCCUGUUCAUUCCUUGGAUUUCAACUCGUUUCAAAAUAAUCUCCUGGCAUCCGGCGCUUCCGAGUCUGAAAUUUACAUAUGGGACAUGAACAACACCAACGCCCCAAUGACACCAGGUGCUAAAUCUCAGCCGUUCGAAGACGUUCUUAGUAUUCAAUGGAAUAAACAGGUGCAACAUAUUUUGGCUUCGACGUUCUCCUCGAAGUGCGUCGUUUGGGAUUUGAGGAAAAACGAGCCGAUCAUUAAACUAACCGAUACAGUAUCCAGAAUUAGGUGGAAAGUCGUUGCGUGGCAUCCAGAAGUCGCAACUCAGUUGUGCUUAGCUUCAGAGGAAGAUCAAGCUCCAAUAAUUCAAUUGUGGGAUUUGAGAUUCGCCACGUCACCAUUGAAAACUUUGGAGAACCAUCAAAGGGGUAUCCUUUCUAUGGCUUGGUGCACGCAAGAUCCGGACCUUCUCAUAUCUUGCGCUAAAGAUAAUAGAAUUGUUUGUUGGAAUCCAAAUUCCAAUUAUCCAGGAGGAGAAAUUCUCUCGGAAGUUGCUAAAACAAAUCAAUGGAACUUCGAUAUCACUUGGUGUCCCAAAAAUCCAGCUCUCAUUGCUACCCCCGGCUUUGAUGGACACGUCUCGGUGUAUUCGUUGAUGGGUGGUAAAGCUCAGCAGAUUCAAACUACAAACAAGAUUGCUGAUAGCUUCCCAGGUAUGGAAGGAUAUGCUCAAGCACCUGUAGCUCAACAAAACGUUGCACCGGUGAGCGUCGAUCUUAGCAAACCUCCCAAAUGGUUGAAGAAGCCGGUUGGGGCUUCGUUUGGUUUUGGAGGUAAACUGUUCACUUUCGAGAACGAUAAAGAAGCUAUUACACAAGCAAAACAGAAUAUGCAACCAGGAGACGCUGCUCCAUACAUUCCUCAAAUCGUGUAUGUAAGCCAAGUCAUUACAGAGUCAGAUUUGGUUAAUAAGUCAACUGAAUUGGAACAAGCGUUAGAAUAUGGAAAUUUCACAGAAUACUGCAAAAACAAGGCAGAUUCAACCGAUGAUCAGCAUAAGAAGUAUAUUUGGCAUUUCCUGAAAGCCAACUUUGAGCAAAAUCCAAGAGCUGAGUUGCUCAAUCUUCUGGGUUACAAAAUUGAAGAUGUUAACGCCAAGCUGAAUGAGUUUGUUGAUAAUCAAACCAAUAAUGACGUGGAUGGUCUCAUAUAUCCAUUUGCAAGUAACAGGAUUGAUGACGUCAAAUCUUCACCGUUUGACAGUAUUUCGCAAGAAGUUAAGAAACCGAUAGUUCCUUAUAAAAUAAAAACAGGCGAUGAUACUGAAGGAUUGAUAGCCCAAGCUUUAUUACUUAACAACGUGGAGGCUGCAGUUGAGUUGUGCAUUCAAUCAAAACGUUUCGCAGAUGCCUUAAUCAUUGCCAUGACCGGUGGUUCGGAGUUGUUGGCAAGGACGCAGUAUAAAUAUCUUCAACAAUGUGAAGGCUAUGUUUCUUCAUUAAUUUCAGCCCUUGUUUCUGAAGAUUGGAUAUCUGUGAUAAACAAUUGUGAUAUAAAUAGCUGGAAGGAAGCGUUGGCUGCAGCGCUGACGCAUGCUUCAGAUGAAGAAUUACCAAUGUUGUGUGAAACUAUGGGAUCUCGUCUGGAAACUGAAAGCGAUGGUAAUCCAAAGUUGCUUGAAGACGCACAGUUGUGUUACAUUUGCGCUGGAAGUUUUGAAAAGCUGGUUUCUUCCUGGAGCUCCAAAUCUACCACAUCCAAUAACGAUCUGCAGGAGUUGGUGGAAUUAGUGACGUUCUUGCAAAGAUCUGUAGAGAGGCAAGGAAGGAUUGUUGAUGUAAGUGGAAAACUAGCUGAGCUUUUGACCGAAUACGCAUUUAUUCUGGCAUCGCAAGGAAACUUAAGUACAGCUUUGAAUUACUUGGGAAGUUCACAAAACGAACGCGUCGCUGCUCUGAGGGAACGUUUAACUGUGGCUUUAGGUCAUAAAACGGUUUACGGUCAGGUGAAUCAGAGAAGCCGCCAAAAUUCGAGGCACUCUGUUAAUUAUGGCAAUCAAUUUGCGAAUCCGCCUGCUUCGUUUAAAAACCAAUUCAGCACUGGAUUGCCAAAUGUGCCUACACCGGUAACACAACCAUGGCAGCAGCCACAACUAUCAAAUACCUUCAACCAACAACCACCGAAGCCAUUUUCACCAGCACCGGUUGCACCACCCACCACUCAACCACCAAGACCAGGAAGUGUUGGAUCUGCGCAUGGUGGAUCUGGGUUACCUAAGGGCAAGUAUCUUUUAGAUCCUUCGGUCCAAUCCAACCAUUACGGAUCAAGGAAUCAAUUCGGACCCAAUUCGAUGAUGCCCACGCCUAUGCAACCGCAGAUCUUCCAACCGGGAGCCUCAACCAAUCCAUUCACACCAAAUAAUACAAACGUGUUCAAUCCUGCGCCGGUACCAGCAGCUCAACCUUUCACCCCGAAUCCUGGACAAUUUAACACUAAUGCCACUACGAACUCUUCAUUCCCACCAAGCACACCAUUCGUGCCGAGCAACAAUUUCAAUCAAAACCCUAUGAUGCCUCCUCCGGAUAUGUCUUCUGCAAUGAACGUUUUACCAUCAACUGCGGCUCCAGGCUGGAACGAUCCUCCAGCAUUCAAUAAGCCAGCGAAACAACCGAGUUAUGGAGAGAGUAGCAAAAUGUUUGCAGAACACUCUGGUUUAAGAUUAUGGAAAAAAGAGACAAUCAAAUCAGAUUUGCCAUCCCAGGACCCCAUCACUCAUCCGAUAUUCGGAACUGCUCCAGUGCAGAACGUCCCUGCAAACGGAUACAUGCCUCCAACUCAACAACAUCAGCAGCAACCGUUCAAUCCUUAUGCUCAAGAUAAUAGUCCUCAAAUGUUCCAACCGCCACCAAUGACCACCGGCAGUCAACAGGGCUUCAAUAGAAACAUGACCAAUUUCAACACGCAAGCUGUUCCUGCCAACGCAAACGUUGGUACCCAACAACAGGAAGUGUCCGGAAGGGUCGAAGUGCCGCAACCUAUCGCAAAGUUGCCAAUCCCCGAGGAACAUAUCCACAUGCAGACUGUAUUCAACGAACUCAAAAAUCAAUGUAGCUGCGCUGCCAAUAAUCCCCAAACGAAAAGGAAGAUUGAAGAUGUUUCUAGAAAAUUAGAAACGUUAUAUGAUUUACUCAGAGAUCGUAAACUAUCGCAGAAUACGCUUUCCGCGUUACAUCAAAUGGUCCAAUGUGUGCAGAACGGUGAUUACACCGGAGGUUUGGCCAUGCAUACCCAGCUGGUUUCUGGACAAGACUUCUCUCAAAUUGCCAGCUUCAUGCCAGGCCUCAAGGUUCUUCUGCAAUGCGCCCUGCAGCUGCAGGUAUAUCUUAGGUAAAACCCGCUUACUUUUUUUAAUUUAAGCUUAAAAAUAUGAAUAUAUAGUUUUUAUUAAAAAAAUAAAAUAAAUUU